AGGGCAACAGAGCAGAAGACCGGGAGCGAGGAAAUGUUUUCAGGGGUCAGCAAGAUUUUUCAGAGGGGAAAGGUGGUUGCUGAUGUGCCUGAUGACCUGAGAUUGAGCCCCAAGGCCCAAAUGGCACCGGGAGAGAACCAAUAUCUGCCCAGUCAUGGUCCAGGUUUUUCGAGCCCGGCCUCCUGCUCCUCUCUGCAACCCCUGAGAGAGCCAGGCUUCGCCUACUCUGGCUACUUUAGCCAGUCCUGUUUGCUGCUUGAAGCCUCAGCUCUCCUGACACCGCCCGACAGCGGGGUGGAGGCAGGGCUAACCGCGGAACCGCCCCCAGCCGCCUCCCAGCCUAGGCGUUCGGGCGGGUUGCUGGGGCGCCUCCACCUCCUCUUCCUAAAGCGGCGAGGCGCAGCAGACCGGCAUCACUCGAGCCCAGGUCCCAGCCACCGCCGCACGGACAGCGCUGCAUUCACGAAGAGGAGCAGCGCCGCAGUUGGCCAAAACGUUGGCGGGCGAGAGCUAGAGAGGCCCCGAUCGAAAAGCCUGGAAGAGCUGCAGAGCUACCCCCGUAGGAGGAGCCAGUCUCUGCCCAAGGCGCCAACGCCACCACCGCAGAAGCAGCGCGAAGUAGCAAUCGCCUCCAUGGCCCACUCACCGGUGGCUGUUCAAGUGCCCGGGAUGCAGAAUAAUAUAGCGGAUCCAGAAGAAUUGUUCACAAAAUUAGAGCGCAUUGGAAAAGGUUCCUUUGGAGAAGUUUUCAAAGGCAUUGAUAACCGUACUCAGCAAGUGGUUGCAAUUAAAAUCAUUGACCUUGAGGAAGCCGAGGAUGAAAUAGAAGACAUCCAACAAGAAAUAACUGUUUUGAGUCAGUGUGACAGCUCGUAUGUAACAAAAUACUAUGGGUCCUAUUUAAAGGGUUCAAAACUAUGGAUAAUAAUGGAAUACCUAGGUGGAGGUUCAGCAUUGGAUCUUCUGCGUGCUGGUCCAUUUGAUGAGUUCCAGAUUGCCACCAUGCUCAAGGAGAUUUUGAAAGGUCUGGACUAUCUACAUUCUGAAAAGAAAAUUCACCGAGACAUUAAAGCUGCCAAUGUCUUGCUUUCAGAACAAGGUGAUGUUAAACUGGCUGACUUUGGUGUUGCUGGCCAGCUGACAGAUACACAAAUCAAAAGAAAUACCUUUGUAGGAACUCCAUUUUGGAUGGCUCCUGAAGUUAUUCAACAGUCAGCUUAUGACUCUAAAGCUGACAUCUGGUCCUUGGGAAUUACUGCUAUUGAACUUGCCAAGGGAGAGCCUCCAAAUUCUGACAUGCACCCAAUGAGAGUGCUGUUUCUUAUUCCAAAAAACAAUCCCCCAACUCUCGUUGGAGACUUUACUAAGUCUUUCAAGGAGUUUAUUGAUGCUUGCCUGAAUAAAGAUCCAUCAUUUCGUCCUACAGCUAAAGAACUUUUGAAGCAUAAGUUCAUCGUAAAAAAUUCCAAGAAGACUUCUUAUCUGACUGAAUUAAUCGAUCGGUUUAAGAGAUGGAAGGCAGAAGGCCACAGUGAUGAGGAGUCUGACUCGGAGGGCUCUGACUCGGAAUCGAGCAGCAGGGAAAGUAAUACUCACCCUGAAUGGAGUUUCACCACUGUGCGUAAGAAGCCUGAUCCAAAGAAACUGCAGAAUGGGGAAGAGCAAGAGCUUGUGCAGACCUUGAGCUGUUUAUCUAUGAUAAUCACACCUGCAUUUGCUGAACUUAAACAGCAGGACGAGAAUAAUGCAAGUCGAAACCAGGCAAUUGAAGAACUUGAGAAAAGUAUUGCUGUGGCUGAAGCUGCCUGUCCUGGCAUCACAGAUAAAAUGGUGAAGAAACUCAUCGAAAAAUUUCAAAAGUGUUCUGCGGAUGAAUCCCCUUAAGAAAUUUGUCGUCAUUAUUUUUAGCUUCUGUUUCAUGUCGACCAGGAGAAACCCAGCAAAGCUCUGUCAACCUUAAUGAUGCUUAACUCAUGAGCUCCAUGUGCCUUUUGGAUCUUUGCCUCAUUGAAGAUUUAGAGGAAGCUAUUAAACUAUUUUGUGACAAUGGCUAUCAUUUUGUAUUUUAAAGAGAUUAUUUUGUAAGGAGUAAUUUUAAUACUAUAGUUUUGCCUGUAUUGUAGUAAAUGUUGAGAUACAGUUUUUUGUUUUUUGUUUUUUUGUUUUUUGUUUUUUUUCUUAAUUUUAGGUAGCAUUAUUUCUUAUGUUCAUGGAAUGGAAACUGUUUGGUUUGGAAUCUUUAGUUAACUGUACACUCAUAAACAUACAGGUCUUUCAAAGUCAUCCUAAUUAUCGAAUGUUUGUAAAUCAUCAAGCUUCAAAAAGCAUUCUUUUUUUCCCCACACAAGUAUAUUCUUAAAUUGACUAUUUGUAGUGAGGUAGAAAUACGUAAUACCUUCUUAAAACAAGUGUUUAAAGAAGCUAUUGGGGAAAAAAACACCUAGGAAAGUAUUGGCUUUCCUAGCAAGUUUUUCUGAAUUCAGGCAGCUCCAUGUCUAGCACCUUGGAGAACCUUGUGUUUGAAGCAUUUCCAUGUGACAUGUAGCAGUAGAGGUACCUCUCGGUGGAGUUAUCUUCUCUUUCAGAUGGAAGAAACAAUUAACCCUUAUUUAAUAUGGUUAGAUGUUUAAAGUAAUCUCAUUUAGCCAACAAUGGCGUUUUGGUUAGAAUGGUGGAGUUAGUCUGGCUUCAGUCUUUAAAUCUUCAGCUCAAAUCAUAUAUUACAUGCUUGGAUUUAGAAAACUUUAACAACAUUUUUGUCUUGUGAUUAAAUACCUGAUCAAUAGGUAUGAGCAUAACUUUAUACCAGCAUUUUUGUCAUGGCAAUGCAUUUUCAUAGAAAUUAUUUAUAUAUUUUUCUUAUAAUUAUCCACACAUAAGUAUAGUGUGUUCAAUUCUAAAGGGGUAUUUAAACAAACAUUGUCCAGCUCAUAUGAAAAUACCAUAGGGCAGGAUCAUUUCUUGUCAUAUAAAAGUAAGAUAGACUGUGUAGCUAAUUUUCAGUUCUAUUUAUGGUACUGUUAAGUGAGUAAUAGCCCUUUUUUAAGCCAUAUAUAUAUGUAUAUACAUAUACAUAUAUAUAUAUAUACAUACAUACAUACAUACAUACUAUGUUUGCCUAAGUGCUGAACUAGGGCUAUAGUUUUGUAGCUGUAGAAUUGUUAGUACUGAUUAAUUUCAACAGUUACAACUUUAAUAUUUGUAUCUUCACAUUUGAUUUUAGCACAAAACAUUUUAAAAUAUCUGAAUAACUGCCAAAUGUGAAAAAGAAAGAUGUUGUGCAAGUAGCCAAUGCAGUUUUUAAUUGAAAUGUCAAUUACAUCCCUUCUUUUAAAAAAGAAAUGCAAACACUUGAAAGGCGCAACAUUGCAUGCCAAGAAAAUUCUUUUCAUUGGUGCCUAUACUGUAACUAUUGCUUUGAUUUGACUGUACCUUGAAUUGAUGAUUUGGUUAGUUUUAUCCGUGUUGUAACUGAAACUCAAUUAUAGUUUGUUCUCCAUAGUGCUCUACAAAUUAUUGUGUGACUUGAAUAAUGGGUGACAUUCAUAUUUUUGUGAAAAUAAAAACAAGAUCAUAAAUUUAUUAUGGAAAACUGUACCACACAACUGCAUCCCAAAUACAACUGCUAUCACUUACUUAUUAUAGUGUUAGUUCUGUAGACGUGUUUCUAGGUGAAACAUAUGUCACUCUUUGGGGGAUUUUAAAAAUAAAUAUUUAAAUUUUAUGA
Molecule: messenger RNA, 3727 nt
Organism: Mastomys coucha (southern multimammate mouse)
Lineage: Eukaryota; Metazoa; Chordata; Mammalia; Rodentia; Muridae
Gene: Stk26
Product: serine/threonine kinase 26
Exons: 14
Coding region: 34-1884 (616 amino acids)
Biological process (GO): protein phosphorylation
Molecular function (GO): protein kinase activity; ATP binding
Source: RefSeq, a predicted model, not a curated record